Messenger RNA from Sungouiella intermedia, 216 nucleotides. The record is from the annotation of a GenBank genome assembly. NCBI's taxonomy places the organism in Eukaryota, Fungi, Ascomycota, Pichiomycetes, Serinales, Metschnikowiaceae.
AUGACUACCAGGGAGAGAAAAGCCGAGCAGUUGGCACAGCUCAAUGAGCAGGUGGCAAUUCUCCAUAAUAAUUUGAGUAAGUUUGAUGGGCUCAUCAAGGAUACAUCGGUUCAGUUUAAUACCAUUCAGAAAUUGGGAGUAAUGCAUGGAUCGUUGUUUAUGGCCAGUCAUACGGUGUUUGGAGAUAGUUACAAUGAUAAAGGUGAAAAGCAAUGA